UGAAUAACAUACAUCUUUUUCUUUUUUCUUUCCUCUUUCAAAAAGGAAUAAUGUCUUCUAAAAUUUCAAAUUUUCCUACUUCAGUUAUGAAAACCAAUGACAUUCCUGACACUAAGCGUUCUACUGCAAAUUUUCAUCCUAACAUUUGGACUGAUCAUUUCCUUUCAUUUACCUCUGAUGAUGCAUUGAAAUUAGACGAUGGAAUGAAAGAACAAGUUAAAAAGUUGAAAGAAGAAAUACGGAUGAUGGUGGUUGUUUAUGUGGAAAACCCAUUGGAGAAGUUGAAGUUGGUUGAUUCGAUCCAACGAUUAGGUGUAUCUUAUCAUUUCGAGAAUGAGAUUGACCAAAUCUUAGAACAUUUAUAUGUGUCUUAUUCCACUUUAUUGAAUAAAGAUGGUGAUGAAGAUCUCCAUACUAUUGCUCUUCUAUUUCGACUUCUCAGGCAACAAGGUUAUAGAAUUUCAUGUGAUAUAUUCUCAAAAUUCAUGGACAACAGUGGAAAAUUUAAAGAAUCAUUGGGCAAUGAUGAAAGAGGAAUUUUGAGCCUAUAUGAAGCAUCACAUAUGAGGGGACAUGGGGAAGCUGUGCUUGAGGAAGCUCUUGAAUUUACUACCACACAUCUUAAAACAUAUAUUGAAUACUCAAAUAAUCCUCAUUUUGCAUCUGAGGUUAGCAAUGCCUUGAAAUUGCCUAUUAGAAAAAGUAUUACAAGAAUGAAGGCAAGAGAGUAUUUGGGAAUAUACCAACAAGAUCCUUCCCAUAAUGACACUUUGCUUACAUUCUCAAAACUAGACUUCAACAUAUUACAAAAUCUUCACCAAAAGGAGCUAAUUGAAAUCUUGAGGUGGUGGAAAGAAUUGAACGUCCCAACUAACUUUCCAUUUGUGAGAGAUAGAAUUGUGGAGGAUUACUUUUGGACAUUGGGUGUAUAUUUCGAACCUCAUUUUAAUGUGGGAAGGAAAAUAUUCACUAAAGUAAUCGCCAUGAUCUCAAUUAUGGAUGAUAUUUAUGAUGCUUAUGGAACAUUUGAAGAACUCCAAGUCUUCACUUUAGCAAUCAACAGAUGGGACAUAAGCAUGAUUAAUCUACUCCCGAAGUAUAUGAAAGUUUAUUAUACAACUAUGCUCGAUCUUUUCGAAGAGAUUGAGAAAGAGAUGACGAAGGAUGGAACAUCGUAUCGUGCUAACUUUGCAAAGGAAGCGAUGAAAAGGCAAGCUGAAUCCUAUUACAAAGAAGCUGAAUGGCUGAACAAAAAGUAUAAACCAAAAUUUGAAGAAUACAUGGAAGUGGCUCUAGUUAGCUCAGGUUAUGGACUACUUACAACUAUUUCAUUUGCUUGCAUGGGUGACAUUGCAACUAAAGAGGUAUUUGAUUGGCUUUCUGAGUGCCCCAAAAUUCUUGAAGCCUCAACCAUCAUUUCUAGACUCACAAACGAUGUUGUCUCCUAUAAGUUUGAGAAACAAAGAGAACAUGUCGUCUCUGCCACUGAAUGUUACAUGUACAAUUAUGGUUGCUCAGAAGAAGAAACCUGUGCUGAAUUUCGAAAGCGAGUAGAAGAUGCAUGGAAGAAUAUAAAUGAAUGUUGCCUUCAUCCUGCCACUGUUCCAAUGCCAUUUUUAUUGUGUGUAUUAAAUCUCACCAGAGUUAUUGCCUUUCUUUAUUCUGACGAGGAUGGAUACACAAAUUCUAAGGGUAACACAAAAUUGGUUAUCCAGUCUCUUCUUGUUGAACCAGAGCGUUUUUAACUACUUAAUGAGCCAACGUUUGUGAAAUCCAAUAUUUAUGGGUUAAUUGUGUGCUUAUAACUUGUAAUAUAUAGAAUGUGAAGGGUCCAUAACGAUAUUAUGUUUUUUUUUUUUUUAUUGAAUUUAUCUUC
Messenger RNA from Benincasa hispida (wax gourd), 1876 nucleotides. RefSeq names its product (+)-gamma-cadinene synthase-like. Gene Ontology annotation, biological process: diterpenoid biosynthetic process. Gene Ontology annotation, molecular function: terpene synthase activity; magnesium ion binding. Lineage: Eukaryota; Viridiplantae; Streptophyta; Magnoliopsida; Cucurbitales; Cucurbitaceae. The record is from RefSeq and is a predicted model, not a curated record.